AUGUCGAAGACUCUCUCUCACGCCAAGAUCACGCCCCAUCGGUCGGGUACCCGGGGCCACUCGGAUCAUGGUUGGCUGAACACUUACCAUUCCUUCUCGUUCGCCGACUGGUACAACCCAAACUUUACGCAUUUCGGUGCUUUGCGGGUGUUGAACGAGGAUCGGGUCAAGUCCAACUCUGGGUUUCCUACUCAUCCGCACCGCGACUUUGAGAUCUUCAGCUACAUCCUGUCCGGCGAGCUCACCCACCGCGACAGCAUGUUGCAGAAGGGCGCCGAGGGCGGCCAGUCUGACAAGUUCUACCGCAUGCACCGUGGAGACGUCCAGUUCACCACUGGCGGGACCGGCAUUGCCCACUCCGAGUUCAACGAGCACCACAAGGACACUGUCCACUUCCUGCAAAUCUGGGCUAUCCCAUGGAAGCGCGGAUUGACGCCGAGAUACCACACCCGUCACUUUGACGAGGAGGCAAAGAGGAAGCAGUUCGUCCCUAUCCUGAGUCCCCUGAAGGGAGGCCCGGACGCGACAGCAGAACAAGAGAAGACUGCUGAGCCUACCAUUGCUGAGACUAUUCCUAUCCAUGCGGAUUUCGUCAUGGCAGCUGGAAUCAUUGCACCAAAGGAGAAAUUUGAGUGGAUCGUCGGGGCCAAGGCGACCGAGAGCAACAAACGAAAGGUUUAUGUGCACUUGCCAAUGACCAAGGGCGGCAAGGCGAAAGUUAGACUGGAUGGUCGGGACGAUGUUUUGAACGAAGGCGACGGAGCUUUCAUCGAUGAUGUGCGAGCCGGAGAUAAACUGUCAGUUGAGAGCGUAGGCGAAGUGGAGGCUGAAGUGGUCCUCCUAGAUACUGCGUAG
This is a messenger RNA of Neoarthrinium moseri, 855 nucleotides long. RefSeq lists its product as uncharacterized. The transcript has a single exon. The record is from RefSeq and is a predicted model, not a curated record. The coding region runs from base 1 to 855 and encodes 284 amino acids. NCBI's taxonomy places the organism in Eukaryota, Fungi, Ascomycota, Sordariomycetes, Amphisphaeriales, Apiosporaceae.